Messenger RNA from Xenopus laevis (African clawed frog), 4478 nucleotides. It is a transcript of the gene ugcg.S, whose product is annotated as UDP-glucose ceramide glucosyltransferase S homeolog. Gene Ontology annotation, cellular component: membrane; Golgi membrane. Gene Ontology annotation, molecular function: glycosyltransferase activity; ceramide glucosyltransferase activity. Lineage: Eukaryota; Metazoa; Chordata; Amphibia; Anura; Pipidae. Gene Ontology annotation, biological process: glucosylceramide biosynthetic process; sphingolipid metabolic process. The record is from RefSeq and is marked provisional.
AUUUUCUGCUCAGGGAAGCGGCGGCGCCAGAUUGAAGAGGGAGUGUUUAAGGCGCAGGCGGCUUUGCUUUGGGGGAUAUUAAUAGCCGCCCAUACCGAGCAGUGAUCCGAUCCCUUCUGCUUUACGCUAGUCCCCUCCCACAGCGACAGUCCAUUCAAUCCCCGUUUCUGCCCCGGCCGCUGCUCUCCGUCUUCAGCUUCUCGGGGAGGAGAAUCUCCAGUCUUCCCGGUCAUGGCGGUGCUGGAUCUGGCCCUGCAGGGACUCGCCAUCUUCGGUUGUAUCUUAUUUUUCGUCCUGUGGUUCAUGCAUUUCUUGUCCAUCGUCUACACAAGGCUACACCUGAACAAGAAGGUAUCUGACAAGCAGCCGUAUAGCAAACUACCUGGUGUUUCACUUCUUAAACCACUGAAAGGGGUCGACUCCAACCUUAUCAAUAACCUGGAGACAUUUUUUGAAUUGGACUAUCCAAAAUUUGAAAUCCUCCUUUGUGUGCAAGAUCUUGAUGAUCCAGCAGUGGAUGUAUGUAAAAAACUGCUUGGCAAAUAUCCCAGUGUAGAUGCCAAAUUAUUUAUAGGUGGUAAAAAAGUUGGGAUUAAUCCAAAGAUAAACAACCUGAUGCCAGGAUAUGAAGUGGCCAAAUAUGAUCUCAUAUGGAUUUGUGAUAGUGGGAUAAAAGUGAAACCAGACACAUUAACAGACAUGGCCAAUCAAAUGACAGAGAAAGUUGGCUUGGUUCAUGGACUUCCAUAUGUGGCUGAUCGGCAAGGAUUUGCUGCUACUUUAGAACAGGUUUACUUUGGGACUUCCCAUCCAAGAUCUUACAUCUCUGCCAAUGUAACGGGUAUCAAGUGUGUAACAGGAAUGUCUUGUCUAAUGAGAAAAGAAGUUUUGGACCAAGCUGGGGGAUUAAUCGCCUUUGCACAGUAUAUAGCUGAAGAUUACUUUAUGGCUAAAGCAAUAGCUGACCGCGGUUGGAAAUUUUCCAUGGCAACACAAGUUGCAAUGCAGAACUCCGGGUGUUACUCUAUAUCCCAGUUUCAAUCCAGAAUGAUCAGGUGGGCAAAGCUACGGAUUAACAUGCUGCCUGCAACAAUCAUUUGUGAGCCCAUUUCUGAAUGCUUUGUUGCCAGUUUAAUAAUUGGUUGGGCAGCACAUCACAUCUUUCGAUGGGACAUUAUGGUGUUUUUCAUGUGUCAUUGUUUGGCUUGGUUCAUAUUUGACUACAUUCAACUUAGAGGAGUUCAGGGAGGUCCUCUUAACUUUUCCAAACUGGACUAUGCAGUUGCCUGGUUCAUCCGGGAAUCUAUGACAAUAUAUAUCUUUCUGUCUGCCUUGUGGGAUCCCACCAUCAGCUGGAGGACAGGCCGCUACCGAUUACGGUGUGGUGGUACAGCAGAAGAAAUCCUAGACGUAUAGCUGUGGACUGUACAUAACAAAACAAAGGAAAAACUUAAAAUUUAAAAAAAAGUAUUAUAAAUUAUGUUUAUACAAAUGCUUUUAAAGAGAAGAAACUACCUUUUGAAUAGUUUUAUUACAUGUAUGUUUUGCUAUCUGAUCUUUAUUUAUUUUGCAUGGCACUUGCAUCUGUGAAGAAGUAUGUUUAGUAAUCUGGGCUAAAAUGGACAGUACAUUUUUUUGUGUGUGUGUGUGUGUAAAAUGGGAGAGAACCAUAAGUCAUUAUAAAUACUUUGCAUUCCCACCCAGAGGAAUGGGUAAGGAGACGCAACUUGUGGAUUUUUGGCUAUUCCCAAACCACAUCUUUUAAUGCACUCAAAUAAUUGACCUAACUGUGAAUAUUCAGUGUUACAGUUCAGUCAACAGAGUACCGGUAUUUGGCUAUCCCUGUAAUAAAGGUUCCCUGCAAUUUAUGGUAGGCAGCCUUCUUUCCAGAUGAAAAAUAGAUCACAUUCACCUUGAAGGACAAUAUUUGUACCUUGAACACCGGUUGUGAAAUAUUCCUGCAUAUUUAUUUAUUUACAAACAAAAACUGGAUAUCAUAUACCUUGUCUAGCUACCUCACACAGUUAUUAGACACGAGGCAAAUAAAAAGGAAAUCUCUAUAUGUGUGAUUGUAUAAAUUAAAGCCAGGAUGUUUAGGCUGCAGCCUUCCAGCUGUUCCAGAAUUAACUCUCCCAUCAUUCUGUGCCAGUGACUAACUGACGGUAAUGGGGAUUGCAGCUCAUUAACUAUGAAGGUCCUUGGUUUUGCCAUCCGUCGUGUUUUCUUUCUAUGGUGGAAAACUAUUGUUGGUUUACAGUGUGCGACCUUCGUUAAUUGGGUUUUGCUAGGAUUCUUCUUGCUGAUCACUGUUCUGUAUAUGGCUUCUUGCUAGCUUUCCUCCUGGUGAGGUGAUUUUUGGUUCAACAAAAAUUACACUUGUUCUCUUUUUUUGUUUUCUCUUUCUACAUAAAAUGAAACACAAUUUACAUGCCAUUUGACACAAACUAUUUUCUUACUCCACACCGUAUUGUUAAUAAGAGUAAUUUUGUGACACACGUAUUUAAUAUCUUUUUAAUGCAUGUAUACUAUUCAAAAUGAAAAAAACAAACAAAAAAAAUCAGUAAAUAUUGUAAAUAGUAUAUAUAUUUAAAUAUAUAAAGAAGUUUGCGUUUGAUAAAAAAAAAAUCGAAGGAGCUGUACACAGUCUUAAUUUAUUAGCUAUCAAACAAAAAAAGGGUACUGGUGGGUUACCCUACACCACAUUUAUCUAGUUGUGUUUAAUUCUUUUUUUUAAAAUUCAUACCGAAAGAGCAAGAUGUAAAUGCAUGCUGUACAUUUUUUCCUGCUGCGGUAAGGAAUUUGUAAUUGUUGUUUUUUUUUUGUAUCUAUUUUGUCUGGUUUCCCUUGAAGAUGUGGUGAGCUGGAGCAAUUUUGUUGAUGUGCACGUACUGUAAAGAAACGAGCAGGAAAUGCAGAAGCCUUUAAUAUGUAUAUAAGUCUUGAAUAUAUUUACCCGCUCUUGCAUUAAUUUGCUGGCUAGCCUCGUUGACAUGGUCAUGCUUGCUUGAACAUCUCAGAAGAUGUUACUAUUUGAUCUUUAAACUGUGGCUGUCAAACCAUUGCUGAGCUACAACUCUCAGCGUCCCAUUGUCUCCUGGGAUUUGUUGUUCAGUCGUAGAGCUGUCAGUUGAAGAUCACCGCUUUAGAUCUGGCCAGAGAACUUCAUCAGUGUUCUUAUAAGCAAUAACUACCUUUUCAAAUUGACUGGGCAAUUAUUUUAACCUUGACUGAGCCAAUAGAUGUAAUUGCCCCAAUAGUCUCUGGCCAAAGCAAAAGCAUUGUGGCUAGCUUGAUAAUAAUAUGCCUUAUGACAUCAGAUGUUUUGUUUGAAGGGCAUUUAUAUUCUGCAUGGGUGGGUGAGGCUUUGAUUGCAUGUUUUGCAUUCUUUACGUGAAUCGGGGGAAACUCUUCCUUGAGGAAAUGUCACAUUGCAAGCCAGUCUAGUUGUGAUCCACACAAGCUCUCCAUAAAGCGCAUCUGACGUUUGCUAAUGGAUGUUUGUAUAUAUUUUUGUUUCUCGUGUUAAGUGAAGUUUGCUGCCUUCCGCUAUAUGGCAGAGAUGACAGUGACAUGUACAGUACCUUAGUUAUAGAAUGGUGUAUAAUCGGAACGAAGGAAAGGCUGGACAGACCAGUUUUUUUAUGUUUUCUGGAUGAUGAUUUGCACUUCUUGUACAAAUGUUUAUUAAAGGGAAAUAUACACCCCUUUUUUUAACAUGAACUAAAUUAAAAAUAUAUAUACAGUGCAUAAGACCUAUCUUUGAUAAUUGAAAUGAUUAAGUAGCUAUUUUGUUAGAGUUCUACAUGAUUCACCCAGUCCAAAUUGUUGAGGAUUAACCAUUUAUAUACCCAACAGCAGGCACAUAUAUAGACUUAAGCCAGCUAUUCAUGUUUCUUUGAAUUUUUUAACUCCUACCCUUUAUGUGCCCAUUUUUCCCCUGCUUCUGUUGCCCAUACCAAUGUCUUUGCCUUUGACUGCAUUAACAGAGCAAAAAGCUGCUAAUUGUUUCUAGGCAGGGGUUGCAAGCAGCCUAGAAAUGGCUACAACAACCAUAAUUGCCUUCUUGGGUUGGGAAUAAUUUGCAGAAAAAAAUGGGCAAACCAACAUGGAUUUAUGUUAUGAGAUGACCGGGAUAUCUGUAGCUAAAUACUCAAUCAUAGCAUUUAUCACAGUGUGGGCUUAUACACCCUAUUAACAUGAGAUCAAUUUACUAUAAUUUUAUAAAAAAAAAAAAAAGGUGUAUACUUCACCUUUAAAGAAAGGUUAAGUUUCGCUGAAGCGCAUGGCUGAAUUACAUCAAUUGUUUCCUUGGAAAUGUUGGCUUCAGUAUUCUAGAGGGCAUAACAAGUAGAAUCUUUUGAAUUCCAAAUACUGUUUAUUUAAAGUGGUCUUAAAUUACAUGCAAAAAAGAAAAUGUCUAGGAUAUUCAUUGUUUAUUUCAUAAUUGUCAUUUUGAGUUUGUUCUAAAAAAAAAAAAA